AUGCUGUCCUGGAAGACCCUCUCACUAUUUGUCGCCGCCGCCGCUGCCAUGAACGGCGUCACUGCCAUUGAGCAGGGAUACGGUGGUGGCGUGAACGUGCCAUCGGUCACUACGGCGACGCCCGCGGACGAGUCGGUCGUUCAGGAAACGCCAGCGUCAGUAGAUGCGUCGUCGGCUGUUGACCUUAGCACCGAAUCAAACUCAGCGGCCACAUCGUACCCUAGCAAGACACAGCUCUUCCGAGCGGCUCCGGCAGCAACGGGCACCUCAACCCCAACUCCCGGCAAGACGGGUAUCACCUCGAGUAGCUCGGGAGGUCCCGACCUGUACACCGGCAGUGCCGUAGAGGGAUCAAGUGCCAUUGAUCAGGGUUCGUACGGCAGUGACACGUCGUCAACCACUUCGGGCUCCUCAACGUCCGACGAGACGCCCUCGCUUACGGGUAGCUCUGCGACCGGCAGUGACGUUGCGAGCUCGUCGGCUAUUGAGACGAGUGCAUCGGGAUCCGCGCCGUGCGAGGGAUCCCUAUCGCUAGCAGGCAGUUCGGCGGACUCGAGUGACAGCCAGAAUACGCAAGGAUCGGCGACUCAGAGCCAGGGUAGUGACGCAACUACCCCAGCCGGCAGUGAGGCCACCACCCCUACGAGCGAGGCUGGCAGUGCAGCUACGAUUCCUACCAGUGAGGCCGGAAGCGAGGCUACCACCCCAACAAGUUCAACCGGCAGUGACUCGAAUUGUCACGAAGUAGCGAGGAAGCGUAGGAGCGUAGACGGCGAGUACGGCGCCGUAGACAGUUGUAGGGGAGGAGGGGAGUUGCUGCUCGAAAGCAAAUUGAGAAGUGAUUAA
This is a messenger RNA of Phytophthora infestans T30-4, 846 nucleotides long. RefSeq lists its product as uncharacterized. NCBI's taxonomy places the organism in Eukaryota, Oomycota, Peronosporomycetes, Peronosporales, Peronosporaceae. The coding region runs from base 1 to 846 and encodes 281 amino acids. The record is from RefSeq and is a predicted model, not a curated record. The transcript has 2 exons.